Molecule: messenger RNA, 662 nt
Organism: Stereum hirsutum FP-91666 SS1
Lineage: Eukaryota; Fungi; Basidiomycota; Agaricomycetes; Russulales; Stereaceae
Exons: 3
Coding region: 29-604 (191 amino acids)
Source: RefSeq, a predicted model, not a curated record
CGUUGAUACGAUUUGUUCCGCAUCGAUUAUGCCCACCAUAUAUCCUUUCACUUUUACUGCUAGAAAUUUCUCAACCAGCGAACAGACGGCAGGACUUCUUCGUCCAGAACUCGAGAAGGGCACCAUCACACCUCACGAUUUCCAAGCUGCCGUCGACUUCUAUCCUGGAGGGCACCGAACAUACUUCUUCAAAGGACUAGCCGCAGGCGGGGCAGGCUUUGUGGCGUAUGACGUGCUCAGACCAGUUCGAGCGAAACCACGCAACAUUCUCGCGUCCAUCGCUACACUUGCCGGGGGAGGUCUUCUCGGCCUAUACUUCUCCUUCCGCGCGCAUCUCCAGUUCGUCAACUCUCUGCACGAUCGAGCUGGGUUCUGGCGUGCACUCGAGAACGUGAAUACUCUCGUCGGUGGGCCGCACAUCAGACCGCUUGGUCUUCCCACCGGUGCUGAACGAGAGAGCACUCAGGAAGUGGGUAAGGAGGACAUACGGUGGCUUGAUUUCUUUCGUAUCUCGAACGAUCCUAUGAGAAGUGGGAAGAUCUUUGCCGCGCGAGGCGAUCACAAUACAGUACCGGCGCCGGAUCCAUCUAGCACUGAAACGUAAGGUACUUCUGUACGCUCACGCUCUUACGAAUGACCAAUUGGUGCGUGCGCAAACGCAU